This is a messenger RNA of Racocetra persica, 1056 nucleotides long. The record is from the annotation of a GenBank genome assembly. Lineage: Eukaryota; Fungi; Glomeromycota; Glomeromycetes; Diversisporales; Gigasporaceae.
AUGAAUACUAAUACCAUUACAGUUCCUAAAGCAGAGUUCGAUUUUUCAACUUUUGAAAAAGCUCGUGCAUUCAUAGAAAACUAUGCUGCACAGACCAAUAUCGUUGUAAUUUUGGUGAAAACAACUAAAAAUAAAGAUGGUAGCAGCUAUAGACAAGCUUUUUUUGCUUGUAAAAAACAGGGGCAGUAUAAUGGUAAAAAAGAAGAUGCAUAUACCACUAAGUGGACAGGUUGCCUGUUUGUUGUUGGGUUAAAUUAUUGCAAGCGUAUAAAAAAAUUCGUCAUAACAAAAUUAUGCUCGGAGCAUAAUCAUGAAAUUAAUCCAGAUUCUAGAAAGUUUAGCAGCAACAUACGUAAAUUUAGUCUAAAUGAACUAGGCAUGAUUGGAGAGCUUCAUGAUAAUAGACUUCGAAUAAAAGACAUAUAUGUAGUUUUAGCUUCUAUUAGCUCAAAGUAUGUACAUAAACAUGAUAUCUAUAAUGCUAUUAGUCGUCAAUGCCAACAAAAGUUGCAAGGGUUAAAUGAAAUCGAGUUGUUGCUCAAGACUUUGCAAAAUGAUGAAAACAUUAUGUCAAGCAUAGCAACUCAACCUGUAUAUAAUAACGAACGUGAUCAAGAUGGUUCGUUUAUACAAGCAAUUUUCUGGGCUUACCGAAGUGCAGUCUUUGAGUUUGCAAUAGCUAAAGACGUAUUAAUUAUAGACACGACAUACAAAACAAACAGAUUUUCAAUGCCAAUGAUUGUUGUUUGCAGUAUCAAUCGAUUCAGAUCAACAUACCCUUUAGCUUUUGCACUCGUUUAUUCAGAGAUGAAGGAAUUUUAUAGUUGGGUAUUACAACAGUUAUGUAAAACACUAACUAUUUUGACGGGUGACUCGAAUGUAACAAUGAUUAUAACUGAUCAAGAGUUGGCUCUUAUGAGCUCAAUAUCUACUGUAUUUCCUAAUACAAAACAUCAAUUAUGCAUUUGGUAUAUUUUUAGAAAUAUGAGAAAAAAGCUUAAGAGUAUUGAUAUGGAUGAAUUUAUUAAAUUGACGAGUCCAGCCUCUAAGCAUUAG